GGAAAAGGCUUCAAAAGAUGCCUUUUUCCUCCAAUGUUCAUCACUCCUCCAUUCACUCUCGCUUCACUCGCUCCCUCACUCCCAACGUCCCUGUCUCUUCCUUCUAUCACGCCACACUCUGUCUUCCAAAGCUUUGCACUUUUACCCCUCAAUUCUUCUGUAAAGCAAUCCAAUUUCCUUCUUCUUCACUCCAUCACCAGCUCCAUUUCAGCUUUAUUUUCUCUUCCACUUUCCCUCGUUGGAGCAGAAAAUUUGACUGAGCUUUCCAUGUCGAGCACGGCGAAAAAUGCUCCCUUGUCUAGGGUCCUCUUGUCCUGUUUCGUUCUCUUCUCCUCUUUCUUUCUAUCUCACCCUGUGCUGUUCUCUUACUUCGUUUUCUUGUCACCUUACCUUCUCAAGCUUGUCACUUUCCUCUCUCCUCUUCUCAUCACCACCUUCCUUAUCCUGCUUGCCCUCCUCACUCUCUCGCCAGGCCUUGAGGGGUCUCCUGACGAGACGUCGGAAUCCAAAGUGGGAUUUGUUUCAAAGGUAUGUGCCAGGGUUUUAGAGAAGUUGAGAUCAAAUUCAGCUGAUGAAGACGGAGGGACUGAGCUUUCAAAGGACCUUGAAGUGUACAAGAUUUUCUUUGAAGAAGCUUCCCUGUGGGACUCCGGGAAAAGCCAAGAUGAAGCCUCUGAUCAGUUGGAGACACCGGGGGAUUGUGGGUCUGAAGAAUCCGAAGCACCAGUUGACAAGUUCUUGAUCUAUGGAGAUAAUGUCGUCAAGGGGCAUUCUGAGGCGUCGGCAACCAAAUUCGAGCAAGACCCAGUUGAUAUUUCUGAGCCAGGGUUCAAAGUUGAGGACAAGCUUGAAGGACUGUUGCUCCAGGAGAAGGUACGAUGUGAAAGCGAAGGUGCGGUUUUCAAAGCGGAAGAGAAAGAAGUCAAACUUCCAGACUCAUCGCCCAAGAAAGUUGGUGAAGAAGAAGAUCCAAAAGAAGACGAUCCACUGUUCAAAGGCGGAUCCAAGGCAGGGAGCAAUACAAUAAGCGACCCAAAAGCAAGGGAUAAUCAUGGAGGGGGGUGCUUUCCAAGAACGAGGCAGAAUUCUAGACGACUCGGGGAGAGUCUCAGGCUCUUCGACGAAAACGGCGGGGGAGAGCAAUCAUACUAUUCACCAGAUCACGUCUCCGAGAGCCAUUAUGAGAAGACGGGCCUUCAGCACCUGGGGAGCUUCGGGUCGAUGAGGAGAGAGAAAGAGUGGAAGAGGACCCUGGCGUGCAAGCUCUUCGAAGAGAGGCACAAUGCGGAGGAGGGCAGCGAGGGGAUGGAUCUGCUGUGGGAGGCCUACGAGGACGACUCCUCCUCCAAGCAAGCGAAGAACGGCGCGAAGCAGAAGAAGAAGGGCAAGAGAGGAGGGAGGCUCGAGAAAGAUGAAGCCGAAGCCGAAGAAGAAGAAGAAGAAGACGUGGACGAGCAGUUCUGCUGCCUGCAGGCGCUCAAGUUCUCCGCGGGGAAGAUGAACCUGGGCAUGGGAAGGCCCAACCUGGUCAGGAUCUCCAAGGCUUUCCGGGGCAUCGGGUGGCUGCACCAUGUGGGCAGGCACAGCAAGAGAGGCCACAACCACAACUGAAAUCCCCUCAAAGCUCUCUUCUUUUCCUUCUGGGGGUUCUUGAAAGACUCGGGCUUUAAACGGCAAAUGCAAAAGACAAGACAAGAAAAGAAGAAAUCUGUAUUUAUUCGAGUUAUAUCUGCAUCAAAAGUUCGUCUUUGUCGUCUAAUUUUAACAUCAAUAUUUAGCUACUUUUCUUCUUCGCCCCAGUCUCACGUUUUGUUCCUGACGUUGCACGAUUUGGAGGGAUCUGAUAAUGGUUGGCCAAUCGUGAAUUUUAUGCAGCAGGUUUUGUUUUCUGUUGCUUUGAUUCGCUCUCUAUAGAUAGAACAUCUAAGCAAAAAAAAGGUCCACUGUUUCUGAAAAAAACUGAGAUUAGAAGCAGAGACUGACUAUCUACAUUUGGUCCUAUCAGAA
Rhodamnia argentea is the source of this 2007-nucleotide messenger RNA. RefSeq lists its product as uncharacterized. Bases 34 to 1611 code for a protein of 525 amino acids. Lineage: Eukaryota; Viridiplantae; Streptophyta; Magnoliopsida; Myrtales; Myrtaceae. The record is from RefSeq and is a predicted model, not a curated record. The transcript is spliced from 2 exons.